CAUCAAGCAUGGUCUUCCCYUCUACAUACUUCCCACGCCAACAAAAGAAUGGCUGCACUCUGCAAGUUCGCUGCAUGGCUGAGGAAAGCCAGAAAGAGCAGAAGUCAUCGCCGGUGAGUGCUCCCCCGUCACCACCCCAGCCCACCUCCCCUUCUGCUUCACCAAAGGUCAGCACCAAAUUUACAGACGUGCUGGCGUUCAGUGGGCCCGCACCCGAGAGGAUCAACGGCAGGCUUGCGAUGAUCGGGUUUGUAGCUGCGAUGGCAGUGGAGCUGGCCAAAGGUGACGACGUGGCGGCACAAUUGGCGAACGGAGGGCUUACAUGGUUCUUGGGGACCACGGCCGUGUUGUCUCUUGCGUCGUUGAUCCCGUUGUUCAAGGGAGUCGACGUGCAGUCGAAAUCGAAGGGUUUGAUGACGUCCGACGCAGAGCUCUGGAACGGGAGGUUCGCCAUGUUGGGCCUGGUGGCACUGGUCUUCACCGAAUAUGUGAAGGGUGGGGCCCUUAUUUAGAUCUUGAGUUUUGGGCUUUUUCUUUUUUUUCUUUUUUUUUGGGCUUUGGCUUUGGCCUGCCGCUGAUUUAUUGAUGAGGCUGGCUUGCUGCUUGAUGCUUUGUAGAAAAAAGAAACCAUAGAAGAAGUGUAUGAAUGAUUGUGAGAUUACAUAACAGAAGAAGCUUUAGAUGUGGCAUUUGUAUUCAAUUUCAUUAUGCAGUUAAUUAAAGUUACAAUGAAUGAAAUUACCAUUACCAAUUUCA
Molecule: messenger RNA, 756 nt
Organism: Nelumbo nucifera (sacred lotus)
Lineage: Eukaryota; Viridiplantae; Streptophyta; Magnoliopsida; Proteales; Nelumbonaceae
Product: early light-induced protein 1, chloroplastic-like
Source: RefSeq, a predicted model, not a curated record